Molecule: messenger RNA, 1626 nt
Organism: Monosiga brevicollis MX1
Lineage: Eukaryota; Choanoflagellata; Craspedida; Salpingoecidae
Exons: 12
Coding region: 1-1626 (541 amino acids)
Biological process (GO): transport
Cellular component (GO): membrane; Golgi apparatus
Source: RefSeq, a predicted model, not a curated record
AUGACAGCGCCUCGUUUUCCCGGCCGGCUAUCACGGCUUGCGCUUCUGGCCCUCGUCUUGCUGACCCUUACUUCAGAAUGCACGGGUCGACGCCAUCAGUUGAAACUGCGUCACGAAGUGCGCUCGCAUUUUGUCAUCUCCUCCUUCGGCCUGCUCCAGGAUGGCCGCAUCGACCUUCGUGUUCGAAAUGUGCGAAACCUGUACUCCUAUCCAUUUAUUCGCCUGGUCAUACCGUUUUUGAGCAUUGGAGGGUCUCACGUUUGCUCAAGAUUGCUCAUCCGCAAGGCACGCAAAUUGGAUUUGUGGUCCACCGUGCCAAUCAAGAAUCCAUUCAAUAUGAUGUGGCUGCUUGAAGAAGGGGACUUUGGACUCACGGGUGUCAACACGACGUUUAUUAACGAGUACCUGGACACUUCGAACCGGUCCUGGUCACAGGUCUCGAUUACGCUGUCAAGUGCCGCUGCCGAGGACUUUUACAGCAUCAGCUUUGUGGGGUGCGGCAUCCUUGCCCCAGGUUUUGAUUUGGACCUUGAGAUUGUAGAGGUGAAUCAUGGCAAUGAGUAUCUCGGGGCUGGCCGCAGCGGACUCCCGGCUGUUUUCAUUUCCGGGGCCAUCAUCUUCGGCUUCGCCACCAUUGCGUGGGCUUCAGUGCUGUAUCAUCAUCGCGAUUCGCAAUAUCUUUUCAAGAUCCACUAUCUCAUGUUGGCACUGGUCUUUUUCAAGUUCAUGGCUGACAUGUUUCGGGCCAUCGACUACAGCGUCAUCUCUAAACACGGCACGCCUGAGGAGGGCUGGGCCAUCACCUAUUAUAUCCUAAAUUUUGCCAAGGGCAUGCUGUUGUUCUUGACCGUGUUGCUGGUUGGCGCGGGCUACGGUCUCAUCAAGCACGUUCUCGUGACCUAUGAAAAGUAUUUCAUCGUUGGCGUGCUAGCCAUUCAAGUUUUGGUCAACACGGCGCAGAUUGUACUCGAAGAGGCUGACAUUGGUUCCUCUGCUCGCGACUUUUGGCGUGGACUGGGCCUGCUUCUUGACCUGGUGUGCUGCGUAGCCGUUUUGGUACCUGUUUUGUGGUCCAUCCGUCAUCUGCGCGACUCGGCUGCAGUGGAUGGCAAAGCAGCACUGUCGCUGCGCAAGCUGCACCUUUUCCGCCGCUACUACAUCCUUGUCCUGCUUUACAUCUACGUGACUCGGGUCUUGGCGUAUCUUGUGGAGCGCAUGUUACCCUUCCGCCUCAUUUGGCUUGCGGCUCUGAUCGAGGAGUUGACGACGCUGGUCUUUUACAUCAUGACGGGCAUGACCUUCUCGCCAAGCGCCCAAAACGAAUAUGUGCGCUUGUCCAAGGACGACAGCGACGACGAAGACGAGGAGGUUGAUCAGAUGGAGAUGCAGCCGGCAACGGACGCUGCGGCCUCCACACUCUCCCACACCCGCAAGGGACAAAGCCGUCUGAAAAAUCUUGAAGACCAACGCCGGCGGCGUGAGGAAGAGGCUGAGCUGCGUCGACAAGAGCGCCAAGACGAUUUGGACGAAGUGCUGAGUGAUCUUGGCAUCCCCAUGUACGUUCCGACUCCCCAGUUCAUGCCAUUGGUCAGCGCCACCAACAACGCCAAGCAUGCGUGCCGUUGA